Molecule: messenger RNA, 459 nt
Organism: Eurypyga helias (sunbittern)
Lineage: Eukaryota; Metazoa; Chordata; Aves; Eurypygiformes; Eurypygidae
Product: anthrax toxin receptor 1-like
Exons: 6
Cellular component (GO): membrane
Molecular function (GO): signaling receptor activity
Source: RefSeq, a predicted model, not a curated record
GCUAAUCGGUCGCGUGACCUGGGGGCAACAGUAUAUUGUGUUGGUGUGAAAGACUUCAAUGAGACCCAGCUGGCUAGGAUUGCCGACAGCAAAGAUCAUGUCUUUCCAGUGAAUGAUGGUUUUGAAGCCCUUCAGGGGAUCAUAGACUCUAUUCUGAAGAAAUCCUGUAUAGAAAUUCUGGCGGCAGAGCCUUCCAGUAUAUGUGCAGGGGAGUCAUUUCAGGUUGUCGUGAGAGGAAACGGAUUUCGACAUGCCCGUAAUGUCGACAGAGUGCUCUGCAGCUUCAGGAUCAAUGACACCGUUACUCUCAAUGAGAAACCUUUUGUAGUGGAAGAUACCUACUUACUCUGCCCAGCACCUGUGCUACGAGAAGUUGGCAUGGAAGCAGCUCUUCAAGUCAGUAUGAACGAUGGUCUGAGCUUCAUCUCCAGCUCCGUCAUCAUCUCUAGCACGCACUGU